Molecule: messenger RNA, 435 nt
Organism: Puccinia graminis f. sp. tritici CRL 75-36-700-3
Lineage: Eukaryota; Fungi; Basidiomycota; Pucciniomycetes; Pucciniales; Pucciniaceae
Exons: 1
Coding region: 1-435 (144 amino acids)
Source: RefSeq, a predicted model, not a curated record
AUGGCCAAGAAAAUGUAUGAGAUAUUUGAAUCAUCUGGAAAUUUGACGUCCAGUUGGGAUCUGGAAUCAAUGCACAUACGAUGCUUUUGCCAUAAGCUUGCUUUAAUCGUGAAUGCAGGCCUACAGGCUUUGGCUCUCAAGAUGUUGCCUCCCGGUAAAACCAAACAUUCAGUGUUGGGUUUUUUUCCAUUUCUGGGAAAGUUGGCUGAAUUGCCUGAAGAAGACAAAAACCACGAUCUAGGAAUUGAUGUGCAGGAGAUCACUGUUGCCAGCCAGCCUGAAGAAAAUCCUGAUGAAAUCAAAGACAAACAAGAAAGUGAUUAUGGUAACGCAGAUGAUGAAGAAUCUAGUGAAGGGACCGAAUCGGAUGACAAUCCAGAUGCUGAGCCUAGAAAUGGUCAAAAGUCCGGUGUAAGACUCAAAAAGUGGUUGUAA